Messenger RNA from Gallus gallus (chicken), 6908 nucleotides. RefSeq names its product adiponectin receptor 2 (gene ADIPOR2). The record is from RefSeq and is a predicted model, not a curated record. The transcript is spliced from 8 exons. Gene Ontology annotation, cellular component: plasma membrane. Gene Ontology annotation, molecular function: signaling receptor activity. Lineage: Eukaryota; Metazoa; Chordata; Aves; Galliformes; Phasianidae. Gene Ontology annotation, biological process: adiponectin-activated signaling pathway. Bases 3140 to 4300 code for a protein of 386 amino acids.
GGGGGGGGGGGUAAGAAUCCCUUAUUUCAGGCCGUGCUGUUUGGAUCUUUUGAUAUUAUUGUUUUGUUAACUUUCCAGCUGUGAUCUUUCAGCUUGGGGGUUUGAAGCGUAUAGAACGUGUAUCUUUUCUGCACUGCUCUAUGUGCAACAAAGAAAGCGGCCAAUCAGUGGGUACCCCAUCUAGUUAAUGAGUGACCCAGCAUGGAUUAGCAGGGCCACAUCUACAGGUGAAGCUCAACAACAGUCUAAUUCGUGUGAUGCAGCACUUCACAUGACUUCCUCUUCCUCUCCCACUUACCCAGCUGUAUGCUCCCACCUCUUGUCUGUAUGGGCACUUUGCUGGUCUUGUUUCCCCAGUAAAUGGACCAGGGUACUGCACAGGCAGAAAGCUGAAGAAUCGUCAUCAUCAUCCCACAACCACAAAAAGAACACCAAAACAAACCAACCCAAAAAAGCCCAACCCAAAACAACCUGCCAGAAUCUCACAAUUGAUAAACUCAAUUGAGGGUGAGUACUGGCUGUAGGGAACAAGGGAACAUGAUGUGUGAUUUGGGCAAAAGGAUGAUGCCAGCAUCACCUGAUAUAAUUUGUUAUAUGAUAUUACUGAAUAGUGCUGUUGUUACUCUGUCUUUGGGGAGGAACUGCUCAUGCAGGACCUCUCUAGCAAAAGUUUGCAGGUUGAAAUACAUCUCUAAGGAGGCUUUUUGUGCACUUAAGCCCUUCUUUAUACAUUAAUGAAUAUUGCGAGGAAAUGGUGUUAGCCGGAAAUUUUCAUGACCUUUUGUUCUUUUGAUAACUAAGCUCUGUUGGGGAUAAUGAACUAAUAUUUAUGAAGGUUAGUCCUCUGUUGCUCAUCAAAUAUUGCUCAUACUAGUCUGAGGGAUAGUUUGAGGAGGAUGAGCAAGGGAAAAACAUGCAAAUGCCACUGUUUUUCUAAACAGAUGAAGUACUAAGGCCUGAACUAUAGGCAUUGAACCAAAGUUGACGUCUAGAUGAAUCUCACAACCCAGCAUUACAUAUCAUCGGUAUCUGAUCAUUAGUGAAGUAUGUAUGAUCAUUAACAAAAUAUGUAUCUUGAACGAAGCAUCUCAUUAGCAAGAGAUAUAGCUUAGAUAAAACGUUGUGUAUUAACCUUUCCUUGUUUAGAAAUGUAGUGUCAAGAGCUACUAGGGCACAGACUUCCUUGGUUCCUCCUUGAGCCCUGGCCAGGUUUGAGGUGGAAUCCAAAGGGAGAAUGAAACAAAAUAUUUCCACCUAAUUGGCAUGUAAACUUGUUUAUUCAACAAUAUAAAAGCUGGACUGUCUUACAGCAAAGUUGGAGACCUCACCUACAAGUGGACGCACUGCGUAGGGCCUCCCAGUUGAUGGGAAAGGCUCUCCAAAUCCUCACUGCAAUUGGGGCUCCCCAGUGACUGCUGAUCCAAUGGUCAAGUGGUAGGAAAAUUGGUGAUGUAUCUUAAUCACUAUCGCUAUCCUCACGUAGUAACGGUUAGGUACAGUGCCUCGUUCUGCAUUAUUCUUGCUGUAUCGUUUCGCUUAUUACCUCAUUGCUUUAAACUUCAGAGAAACACACUUUUGUAACUUGUUGUCUGUGACCUUUUUGCAGACCCCAUCCACUGGUGAAACAUCCAGAAUGUUUCUGUUAGGCUGUUGAUAAAUGAGGGGAGUGGGGAGAGGUGACAUUUUCAUUCUUCUUUCAAAUACCAAUUGUGAACAGAAUGAAAUGGGUCUUACGGAAUUGUUGCGCCGCUUAUAGGAGGGAUUUGCUGGAAGGGCUGAGUGCUGGAGAGAUUGCUUUGCCUUGGUGGUGGGAAGUAAUGUGACCAUCUGGGGUCUGUUCUACCACAAAUAAGGGAGUUACAGAUCUCUCAGAUUUGUCUGCAGGCAUUACCCUUAGAGCGCUUUCUUUGCUUUGCUACCAGGAUACGUUGUUAACUCAAGGUAGAAAGCCAGUUCUCAUGCAGGGCAAGUUCUGAGAGCUUAGGUGGUCUGUGUGACUUACUGGGGAAGGUUACUAAGCUCUUGCAGUCUUUUCCCUUGAGAAUAUCCAGGAAGGCCUUACAAAGAACAGCAUCGUCAUCCUGUGUUGCUUAGGCUUGUGUAACUACUCUUGCCUUGUCAUCUAGAGGAUGACACCUGGGGGAUAUUUGGUGUCCUACAUAUGCUCGGUAACUGUGGAUGUUGACUCCUCUGCUGUUGCACAAUUUCUGUGAACUGCUGAAAUAGUUCUGCCUUCUGAAUUUGUUCUCAGAAAGAUAAGUUUUGUCUCCAGCCAUAAAGUGGUGCUGACAGCCCUUGCUGUGAGGCUGACCUCUUCUGAACUGGUGUGGAGCGAGCAGUUGGGAGACAGGAGCGCUUGGGCUAUUGCAGCUUGUGGUGGCAGCUGCGUAUUGAGUCGACAGAUUGACACAGUGCUGGGUUUUGCUUCUAGAACUUACGGUUGUAUUGAAGUGUGAUGUCCUUUCUAAAAGCUGACAUCGCCUUUAAAAUUUUCAUACAUUAAAAUAAAUAUACCAAAUUCUGUAGGUUCUUUUCUCAGCUGAUUUUAAACUCAGCAGGAACUAAUGGAUCUAGGCACGGAUAUUAUGCUCGUUAUAUAUGCAGUCAUUAAGUAGUUUUAGUUGUACGUGGCAUCUUCCUUUUUAAAUAGAAACUAAUCUUAAUGAGAGCUCUAGGUUGCUGCAUGCUGCAAAAAAAUUAGGGCAUUAAAUUUGAGAUUUGUAACUUCAAAUGCACGACGACCUCCUCCAACACCCCCAGCGUCCUAUAGCUUUCUGCUGUUUGUUUUCAUGAGCUGCCUCCUCUUGGGGACAGCAUGGAAUGACAAGCCUUCUUUGAGUGUUUUAGCUGCCAUCUUUUGGCUAGAUGUUACCGGCCACACUUAGACUAUGCCCUGUGUACCCCGCAAGAGUGGGCAUAUUCAGCACUGAAAUAGUGCUGCAUGAAGGACUACACGGCAACAUCGUCGUCCAUUGAGCAGUUCUGCUGUAAUUUCAAGAAACAAUGAAUGCUAUUUUUAUGACGCUCUGAAGUUCACCUCUGCUGCUGAAUGCAGAUCUGACUGGCAGGAGAGCCAACGCAUAAUCAGCCAAACGGGAUCAAGAGGAAGCAGAAUAUUUGAGAAGGCUCCCAGCAUCUCAUGAAUGAACUAACGGAACUCGAUAAUGCUGGUUCUCCAGAGCCAGGUCUACGGCUCAGAAAAGGACACAUGUCUGACUCUGCAACAACACAGACAGCCUUUGAAGAGGACAGCUCAGAGCAGAGGCUUCUUUUAGUGGAGCCACCUCUGUCUUCUAAUCAGGAAAACAGUUCUGAGGAUAGUAACCACAAUGAUGAGUCACCUCAAGAAGACGAAGGGUUUAUGGGCAUGUCACCCCUUCUACAAGCCCAUCAUGCCAUGGAGAGAAUGGAAGAAUUUGUGUGUAAGGUAUGGGAGGGCCGAUGGAGAGUCAUUCCCCAUGAUGUUCUACCUGACUGGCUAAAGGACAACGACUACCUGUUGCAUGGACACAGACCACCCAUGCCUUCCUUCCGGGCUUGUUUCAAGAGUAUCUUCAGAAUACACACAGAGACUGGCAACAUCUGGACGCAUCUUCUAGGAUGUGUGUUCUUCCUGUGUCUGGGAAUCUUCUACAUGUUCCGGCCAAACAUGUCCUUUGUAGCACCUGUGCAGGAGAAAGUGGUUGUUGGAUUGUUCUUCUUGGGAGCUAUACUCUGCCUCUCCUUCUCAUGGCUCUUCCACACAGUUUAUUGCCACUCGGAAGGUGUUUCCCGGCUCUUCUCCAAGCUGGAUUAUUCUGGCAUUGCACUUCUUAUAAUGGGCAGCUUUGUACCGUGGCUGUACUACUCAUUCUACUGCAACCCUCAGCCUUGCUUCAUCUACUUGAUUGUGAUUUGUGUCCUGGGCAUCGCAGCCAUAAUCGUCUCACAGUGGGACAUGUUUGCAACCCCUCAAUACCGGGGUGUAAGGGCAGGAGUAUUUCUAGGUCUGGGUCUUAGUGGGGUUAUUCCCACCCUGCACUUUGUCAUCUCUGAGGGGCUCCUGAAAGCAGCCACAAUGGGGCAGAUAGGCUGGCUGGCACUCAUGGCAUGCCUGUACAUCACUGGUGCUGCACUAUAUGCUGCCCGCAUCCCGGAGAGAUUCUUCCCUGGCAAGUGUGACAUCUGGUUCCACUCCCAUCAGCUGUUCCACGUCUUUGUAGUGGCUGGCGCUUUUGUGCAUUUCCAUGGGGUUUCCAACCUCCAGGAGUUCCGCUUCACAGUAGGAGGAGGCUGCACAGAAGAAGAGGGGAUGCAGUAAGACCGGGCUUCAGUCUGAGGUCAUAACCAAAACAGUGCCGCAGGGGUGGCUGAAGCCUACAGGCUAGUGAAAUGAAUACCUAAGAAGAAUCCAAGUUUCAGCUGAUGGAGCGUGGAGCUUCACGGGGAUUCUGACUAACCGAGAUAAAAUUCUAUACCUCAAGCAAUGGAAUGAAUCAAUUUGAAGACCAGGAAAUUCUGAAACCCUAAUUUAUUCUUGGGAUCUACAGAUUGAGCUACAGAGGACCCUUUCCAAAUCGGCUUCUGUUCAAUGCCAUAUUUAUUUGUAGAAGUGGGGAGGGCUAGCUUAGCAGUUUCCUUUUUUAAAAAAAAAUAAAAAAAAAAGAGGUUAAAUUUAUAUCCUCUUGGAGGGGGAGGGGGAGUUGAUUUUAGAUGCUCUUUUGGGAGAAAAACAAAUUGUAAAUAAGAUUUCUAACUUUCUGUUUAAAUAAAAUUUAUAUAAAUGUUUUAAACAACGGGGGGGGAGGGGGGGAAGGGGUUUUGUAAAGAAUGCAACAUGCAAGUACCACACACUGUUUCAAUUUUGCACAAAAAUAAAUGAUUGCAGAAGGACCAGGUAAAAUUCCCAGGAGUGAAUCCCGUUGGCCAUGCAGGUUUUCCUGAUGGCCAGCCUGCCCUGGGCAGUGCGGGAUCCUGGCCAGCGCUUGGGUUGGGUUCAGUACACGUUCACAAAGAGUUGGGAAGGCUGCGGUCAUUGAGCUGACAUCCAGGUCACAGUGUUAGCGAGUUCCACUUGUGUAGCUCGAAAGAAAAGUCUGGGCCAUGCUCAAGUGCGUGGGACAGCUGCCUUCCAAGCUUGCAUGGCCUGCGUGGCUUUGCAUCUCACAGUGAACUGUUUGGGUUCUCGGCAUCUGAAUUGGAGUGGGGUGGGAUUACUGCACGUGAACUGGCAAAAGGUCUGACCCCAUCAGUGCCUGCCUAUACCCGGGGGCCCCUGUUGAGUUGCCAGUUGAGGGCCUGCGCUGUUUUGUCUGAGUGAAGGGUGGUAAUGCACUUGUCAAGAGGUAGUUGAGCAUGUGAGGGGAAACAGAGAUGGGGUUAAGGUAGACUGGAAAGAGGAAGUCGUGUGCUCCAGGGCUUGGAGUUAACAGUUACUGCAGACCUCCAGCAUGUUACCUUCUCAUGUGUCAGGCUCCAUACGCCAAGGGGGGUUGCAGGUUUUUCUUUUUAGGAGGAAAAAAUCCACACUCAACCCAAUACAGCUCAAUUUUUUUUUCUUUUUCCUUAGGUCUGCUUCCCAUCUGUGCUUUAGCAAUGGGACUGCUGGUAUUUCUUAAACCUGAAACUAAAAGUUCAGCUGAAUUGCUGUGGAGCAGACACAGCUCCUAUAUAAAGGGAGGUAUAUACCCUUCUCUUGCUUAAUUGAUGUAGCUUGAUCUCUGGAGCCCAGUCAGAAGCCAGACUGGAGGAGAAUCUUUGGAGUUGUAAGAUGAAACCUGAACGCUUUGUUUGUUAUGGCACAAGCACUGCUUGGAGUGUUUAGUUGGAAAUUCAGAGCAAUUACCUCCAACAGAUGAGUUCAACAGCUCAUAAAACGCUGUAGUUCACAAAGAAGGAAGGUAGAAGGUUGUUUUCGUGGGGUUUUUUUUAUUUUGGGUUGGUUUUUUUUUUUCUUCUGCAAGUUUUAAUUUUCAUCCUUCAAGGGAAAAAAAAAAAAAUGUGGAUCACAAAGAUCUUUCAGCGUGCUGGGUGUCACCAAGGGUGCUUCGGGAGGUUGCUUUGUCUGCUGGAGUCGGAUGGAAGCAGAGCGCCUUCCUACAGCUGGCUGGGUAGUGAGGCUUCGCCCCUGGGCUGGGAGUCUUUGUAAAGCCCCCGAGGGCAGGGCCAGCUGCAGGAAGAGGUGCUGCAGCCCUCUGUGAACGUAGGGGGUGUAUUCUCAGUAGGGUCACUAUGCUGGAUGCCAGCGGGCCCGGAGGAUGCUUAUCAUGGGGCUGUGGUACUGAAAAGAAACAAAGCAGUAUUAAAGUGGCUGUAAGGGCUCGCGGCACCACAAAGAGGUGCCCGGCAGGAAGUAGGCUGGUGGCUGAGGAAAGAAUAGAACAUAUCAGCAUCAGACUCAUCUGAAGGGUGCUUUGGGAUGCCUCCGUACCAGUACCAGCAGGAGUGGCAGUCUCCAUCCUGCAUCAUCCCACGUUCGCUCCUUGAAGGGUGAUUGUAACCUGGUCCUACACAGCACAGAACUACUACAGAAACACAGUACUCACCUGCUAUUCUUACCCGGUCAGUCUCUCCCUUCAAGAAGUUCGUGUGUUCCAAUAAAAGCAACCUAGCUGUGCACUUUUCUGUAGCUCUUGCUGAGAACUCUUCCCAGGUUGGCACCUGAAUGCCUUACUCUCAGCAGUCAGAGGCUUGCUUGCUCUGUGUGCAGGUUAUUGCCAUAGAAUAGUUAGGACCUACAGCUUCUUUCCUUCCCCAUUAAAUAGUGGCCUUGUUCAGUAUAUUUCUUUUUAAAAAUUGCUUACUGUUGAAAGCAAUGAAGCACAUUCUAGGGUUUUGAUGGUCGGGGACUCUGGUGAUGGUUCCAUAUAAGAUGGGAUCUUACUACUUGCUGUAUUCUUAACUUCUGCUAAUAAAAGAACCAAAUGGAA